Phaedon cochleariae (mustard beetle) is the source of this 1677-nucleotide messenger RNA. The record is from the annotation of a GenBank genome assembly. NCBI's taxonomy places the organism in Eukaryota, Metazoa, Arthropoda, Insecta, Coleoptera, Chrysomelidae.
GCCCCCGCUCCUUGACACCAUAAAGACUAACAGCUGAGAAACGACGCUUUCAGUACCGUCGCGACGCCAGAAUCGAACACACACUUAUCCCAAAAUGUCGAAACGUGACAAGAACCUAGAAGCCGACGUCCUCAACUGGAUCUACGCAUGCCUGGGAGAAAAAGUGCCUAGCGGAGAAUUCGAAGACAUCCUUAGGGACGGCGUCGUCCUUUGCAACCUCAUCAACAAACUGGCCCCCGGCUCGGUGAAGAAGAUCCAGUCGAAGGGCACCAACUUCCAGCUCAUGGAGAACAUCCAGAGGUUCCAGGCAGCAGUCAAAGCGUAUGGAUUGCCGCAAGAGGAGAUUUUCCAGACUGCGGAUCUUUUCGAAAGAAGGAAUAUCGCACAGGUUGCCCUUUCCUUGUUCGCGUUGGGCCGCAUCACCCAGAAGCACCCGGAAUGGACGGGCCCUACGCUGGGCCCCAAGAUGGCCGACAAGAACGAGCGGACCUUCACGGAGGAGCAGCUGAGGGCCAGCGAAGGGCAGGUCAACCUGCAGAUGGGCUACAACAAGGGCGCAUCGCAGGCGGGGCACGGGGGAUUCGGGAACACGCGUCACAUGUAGUUUGACAGGUGUCAAUUUUCGGCAGGUUUAAUUUUUUGACAGUUGACGUUUUUGGCAGGUGUCAGUUUUUUACCGUUGUCUUUGUCUAGACGUGGUCAAACAAAAUGGAAGUAUUUUAGGAUUGCCUCAUUUGGUUUUUGCAAUUUUUUUAUGUUUUUAAGAAUUCUAGUUAUGAUAUUAUUGACUAUUUAUUUUUGUAAUUUUUCAGUGUACAUGAUAUUUACCUUUAACUAAUAAUAAUUUAGUAUACAAUACUUGUUAUGUUAGUUUUAUUAUAAAAUAAUUUUGCAUUAAUAUUAAAUAUUGAAAUCACUCAAUACUCGAAUUUGAAGUGGAACAUCUCAAUGUUUAACAAUGAUUAGGAAGUUUCAUAAAGUGAAACUGAUUGGUGUAGUGUUUGCACCUUGAAUUGAAAACAAAGUGUUGAAAAUCAAUCGAAAACUUUAUCAUUUCUUAGGAAAGAUAAGAAUGUAUGAUUCCUUUAUAGGCGAACCCACGUCUAUAGUGUACAGGUCGAAAAUAGUAUAUACACCUUUUAUUGAACUGAGAUGAAUAUGAAUAUAUAGUACAGGGUGGGGCGCCAUUUUUUUUUUUUUAGUAUGGAAUAUUUUUCUCAGGUUAUUGAUAUUUCAACUAAAUAUUUUGUUUGUGAUUUUUCUCUCUGUUGUCUCGCAAAAUAAACUUCUUCUUCUCUUUAGGUUUAUUAGAUUUCUGUCUCCUUUCGGUAACAAUUUCUCCAGAUCAGGUAAUUGGUUUUUUUCAAGAAUAAAUACUUGGUUAUGUAAUAGUAUUAUCACUCGACUCGCCACAUAAGUAAACCGGUUGAAUAUCAUAAUGGCCUGAAGCCGAGUCAUCAUAAGAUUCCUAAGAUUCGAACGUAUAUAAGAGAUAAUGGAGCACGUUUGACUUCAAGUAUGGCCCCCUUAUCCGAUGAAUCCGUCAUCAUCCGGCCUCUAUAACGGCGUAUAGAGAUAAAAGAGCCUGAUAUUUCUCACACACACUUUUUAAACUUCACAUUAAAUAUUGGAUUUCAAUCCAGAUCAGGUAAUUAGGAAAUUUUGGACUUGCACACA